UGAAGAAAGGAGCAGAACAUAACGAAACAACCUCCAGCCCUGAUUAAAAUCCAUGCGAUUCAAAAAUCACAUGGCAACCUAGUGUUCCAACUGACUCGGUCUCGUAACUCUGGAGAGGUCAACAUCACCGGGUGGAGUGGGGUGACGGGUUGACUGAUCGCGGAGACUACUGAGCCAAAGGCCCACGGUGCGUUUGACCGAAACCGUCGCUCCAUACGGUUCCGGCGCUACCCACAGCCGUUUUAAGAUGGCAAGAUUAGUCGACGUGGCCCCGAAUAGGGACAUUUCCUCAGCCGGUCACUCUAGGCCGGAUCCGAGCCUCAGUGUGAGUCCCGCAGCCGCCAGCACCACCCCUCAGAACGACAAAACAUCCGGGCUGGCACUUCGCGAGUCCCUGUUGAGAGGCUCUCUAUCCGCUGAAGCUCAACACGCCUUGAUGACGACGAGUGAGUUACGGAAAGGCCUUUUCAGCAGUCCGAUACCAGACGAUAUUCGGAAAGCCGUCGGGGCUCCAGCUGUCAGUCCAAAUAACACAUCAACAUGCAUGACUCGAUCCAGCCCGUUCAAUACAUCGGACAAUCGGGCGGCUGCUAGUGGCACGGAAAUCGUUGAACCCCAGCCGGUCAAGCAUGCGAUGGAGAGAACCAUUAUUACAGACCGGUCCCAUUUUCCAGGCUUCGAUUGGAACGGGCGUAUCUCCAGGGCCCCGUUCAAGGCCAUCAGCCCCAUCAAUUCAAUUCCCAUACAAAGGGCUACCCAGGAACCCGAGCCAGUUGGAAAUAUAACCGGAAUACUAAGAGCCACCAGCGUUGAAAGUCAGACCUUGAAGCGCAAGAGGGACGACGACCUGGAAUCAAGCGAGCCGUGGAAAUCUCCUAAUCAUUCACCAGAGUCUCCCCGUCCAACGGCCACUUCAACCAACAGGACCCCGGCCAACCAGCAAGUCCUCUCUCAAAGCUCUAGUUCGCGGGUUGGAAGCCUCUUUUCGACUGCUUCAAAAGCGUUUAAUGCCACUUUUCCUCGAUUUGCAUCAUCGAGCCCCGUCAUCCCAACACCCCCUACGGCGACAAAAACCUCUCCCUUGCCAGUAGACUCAAAGGAACCAGGGCCUAAUGAUGCCAAAGGAUCUGGGACAACGCUAACACCGUGGACUCAACUUGUCCAGGAUACGUUAGCUCCCCGUGCAUCUAAGCCUGGCACUUCCUUGGCAGCAGCGGACACGGAAAUGUCUGACAUUUAUCACGGGACCGAAAUCCCUGAUGAUAGUGAAGACGAGGAUUAUCACGUGGGUGACAUUGGUGAAAGUGUUGGUGAUGAUGAUCAAGAGGAAGCCCCACCCGUGUCUCGGGGGUUGUAUACCGCCGAAAAUGGGCGACCGUACACGGUCUGGCGGCAGGCGGGUAACGAGAUAGCGACAUCUGGGGCUCUCCUGCCCACGGCCUACCAACCACUUACGAGCACGCAUCCCAACAACCCAUGGGUCUGCCCGAUUCGGACAUGUCGACGAACUUUCCCUAAAAUUGCCAGUCUGGGUGCUCACUUCAUUAAAUUGCAUAGGCGAGAGAACUUCAACGACAAUUGCGAUGGAACCUUCUCUGUUGUCGGCGGGCGAAACCGCUUCGGGUUUUCACCUGCAGCAAUCGUAUCUAAGAAUCCCCUGGGCCCCAAAGAACAACCCAUGCCAGAACCGUCACUGCCUGACCUGCUACAUCAAUCCUCCAGAGCUUCAAACCGAGCGGUCCCACCACCUCACUCGGCCAUGGCCCAACCCGCGCAGACGUUUUCCCGCGUGGAGGAUGAAGACAGUCAGACAUCCCGGGGCCUCUCGGCUGAGGCUUCACGCAUAACUAGUCUUGCCAACUGGAAAACCAUCCAGCCCUUACUAAAGAACACACCCUUCUCGCCCAUGCCGAUGAAAGGUUAUGUCCCCGAGCUACUGCCACUUCCUCGCCGCCGAGACAUUAAGUUUAAUCCUCAGGCCCUCCAUCCCUAUGCUGAGAGACUGCCACAGGACAUCAGCGCCUUGUUGAUGCAGUUGACAGGCGUGGAACCACCCGAGCCUUGUGUCAGGUGUCAACAUGGCAAAGGCCCCUUUCAAGGCUGCAUUGUCAUGUCAACAGAGGCCCCUACCCUUGCGCGACAGAUGGUCACUUCAUGCGCCAACUGUUUCUACAAGGGCAACCAAACAUACUGCAACCUCAACAAAUGGACGCGGACGACUUAUCCUGAGCUCUUUGGGGUUGGCUCCAAGCAGUCGUCGCCAUUGUCUGGACUUGAAUCCGCCAAAUGUGGUGGACCGCCACAAGAAACGAGCUCGGAAUUUAUCGCCGGGCCUGAGCCGUCUAAACGUCAAUCUUUGAGAAAAAUGGGAAAUUCGGAAUCUGGCGAAGAAUACAUUUCCGUAUUCGGAUAUAUUCCAAACCAAGAGUCUUCGAGCGCGUCAACAAGCAGCGACAAUGCUGUUUCGCACACUACCCCGGAUGACGUUGAACCCAAGGCCCAAACGCUACGACUUGCCAACGGCCGUCAGCUCCGUACCAAGAACCGAGCUGGUCUUCGACGGUCUACUGAUUGCAGUGACAAUGUUCCGUCCGGUGUAAACACCGCCCAACCCGACGCUACCCAAGACCUACCGUUGGAGGAAUGGGAGGAAGCGCCAGGUCGCAUACGCAACGACUCGAGCGGGCGCAUUGAAAAUGUCGCCUUCUCCACAUCCUAUCUGACCCACAGCGAGCCCGUCGGCGUCGCGCCCAAUGUGCGGUUUAACGUGCUAGUCGUCAGACCGGGGAAUUCUCACCACUUCGAGGCCAGCCAUGGGAAGUUGCGCUCGUGUUCUGUAGCGGCUGGAAAGGUCCAGGUGAAGAUGCCGGGACAGCAGUUCAAUCUUGGCAUGAACGGGCUGUUUAUUAUCAAGAGUGGCACGUCUUGUAUGGUCAAGAAUCGGUUUUAUGGUGAUGCUGCGUUGCAUGUCACUGAGAUCAGUGAAGUUACUACGUUGUAGGAUAUAGGGAGAUUUGAAGACAGGUCCAGCUGUUUCUGGAGAAGGACAUACGAUUGUCACUAGAGCUGUCUUGAUGCAGUAGAUGCAUCCCGUAGGAAGCAGACUAGCCCACUUUAUAUGACUCAGGGCAAAUACCGUGCA
This is a messenger RNA of Pseudomassariella vexata, 3142 nucleotides long. RefSeq lists its product as uncharacterized. The coding region runs from base 248 to 3001 and encodes 917 amino acids. The record is from RefSeq and is a predicted model, not a curated record. NCBI's taxonomy places the organism in Eukaryota, Fungi, Ascomycota, Sordariomycetes, Amphisphaeriales, Pseudomassariaceae. The transcript is spliced from 7 exons.